AUAUAUAAGCAUGACCCCUGGCAUAUUUUGAACUAUAAAUAGGUGUUACUUGUUUCCUUCCAUAAUGAGAGAGGAAAAGCUCAUCACGGUAAGAUUUGUGAUUAGCUAGGACUCGACGAGGAUUGAUACCAAAUGUGGAGACUAAGAAUUGCAGCUGAAGCUGGAGACAAGAAUCACUUGUUCACAACCAACAGUUAUGCCGGUAGACAGAUUUGGGAAUUUGAUGCUAAGGCAGGCUCGCCUGAGGAAUUAGCUGAAGUCAAUAAGGUUCGACAGAAGUUCUCAAGCAAUCCGCCUCGUUUCAAGUCUAGUGCUGAUCUACUUUGGCGCAUGCAGUUUCUAAGGGAGAAGAGUUUUGAGCAGAAGAUUCCGCGAGUGAUAAUAGAUGAUGAACAGAAGAUAACAUAUGAAGACGCCAAGAUGGCACUUAAAAGAGGGAUACUCUAUUUUGCGGCCUUGCAAGCCGAUGAUGGACACUGGCCUGCUGAAAAUUCUGGUCCCCUGUUCUUCGAAGCUCCCUUUGUCAUAAGCUUGUAUAUCACUGGGCAUCUGGAUAAAAUCUUCUCUCAAGAGCAUCGCAAAGAGCUGAUGCGUUACAUGUACAACCAUCAGAACGAUGAUGGUGGAUGGGGAUUACAUGUGGAAGGCCACAGUGUUUGGUUCUGUACGGUUAUCAACUACAUAUGUCUAAGAAUUUUUGGGAUAGAGCCUGACCAAGAAAAUGUUUGUGCAAGGGCUCGAAAGUGGAUCCUCGACCACGGUGGUGCUACUUAUACACCUUUGAUCGGAAAGAUUUGGCUUUCGGUUCUUGGAGUGUAUGAUUGGUCUGGUUGCAAACCCAUACCACCGGAGUUUUGGAUGCUCCCUUCUUCUUCUCCUGUCAAUGGAGGCACUCUAUGGAUUUAUUUCCGGGACAUUUUUAUGGCUGUGUCAUACUUGUAUGGCAAAAAAUUUGUCACUAAAACAACACCUCUAAUUGCACAGCUCCGGGAAGAGCUUUAUCCUCAGCGUUAUAGCAAAAUUGAUUGGAGCCAAGCUCGCCAACAAUGCGCAAAGGAAGAUCUAUACUAUCCACAAUCAUUUGUACAAAACUUGUUUUGGAGAGGUGUUCAUAUGUUGUCAGAGAAUGUCUUGAAUCAGUGGCCUUUCAACAAACUCAUAAGACAAAGAGCGCUCCGGAAAACAAUGGAACUCAUUCACUACCAUAACGAAGUCACCAGAUACAUUACUGGUGGAUGUGUGCAAAAUCCAUUUCAUAUGCUUGCUUGUUGGAUAGAAGACCCAGAGAGUGAUUACUUUAAGAAGCAUCUCACUAGAGUCGCAGAUUACAUAUGGAUUGGAGAGGAUGGUCUAAAAAUCCAGUCGUUUGGUAGCCAGUUGUGGGAUACGGCCCUAUCACUCCAAGUCAUGUUAGGUGCUGCUGAUGUUAUUGAUGAUGAGAGUAUUAAAGCAACGUUGGUCAAGGGAUACAAAUUCUUGGAGAAUUCUCAGAUAACACAGAAUCCUCCCGGUGACCAUAUGAAAAUGUUCCGACACAUUACAAAAGGUGGAUGGACUUUUUCAGACCAAGAUCAAGGAUGGCCUGUUUCUGAUUGCACUGCUGAGAGUUUAGAGUGUUGCCUAAUCUUUGAAAGCCAGCCGUUUGAGAUCAUUGGUGAGAAAAUGGAUGUCAAGAGACUUUAUGACGCUGUCAAUUUUCUUCUAAAUCUGCAGAGCAAGAAUGGAGGUAUAUCGGCGUGGGAGCCAGCCCUUGGGAAAACCUGGCUAGAGUGGCUCAGUCCAGUGGAGUUCAUGGAAAACACAAUCGUGGAGCACGAGUAUGUAGAAUGCACAGGAUCAGUGAUAAUAGCAUUGGCCAGGUUCAAGCAACAGUUUCCAGCUCACAGAACAGAAGAAGUUGAAAGGUUUAUAGUAAAGGGAGUGAAAUACAUAGAGAACUUACAAAUGGUGGAUGGUUCAUGGUAUGGCAACUGGGGAGUGUGUUUCAUGUAUGGAUCCUUUUUUGCUAUAAGAGGUCUAGUGGCUGCAGGAAAGACUUAUAGUAACUGCAAGGCGAUUCGUAGAGCAGUUCAGUUCUUUCUCAACACACAAAACGUUGAAGGCGGUUGGGGAGAGAGUUUUCUCUCUUGCCCCAACAAGAAAUAUAUUCCUUUAGAAGGAAACAAGAGUAAUGUAGUGAAUACAGGACAAGCACUAAUGGGUCUAAUUAUGGGUGGUCAGAUGGAGCGAAACCCGUUACCAGUUCACCGUGCUGCCAAAGUGUUGAUCAAUUUGCAGAUGGAUAACGGUGAUUUUCCCCAAGAGGAAAUGAGAGGAGUGUUCAAGAUGAAUGUGGUGCAACAUUAUCCAACAUAUAGGAACAUAUUCACUCUCUGGGCACUCACAUAUUAUACUCAAGCUCUGCGUCCGUAACAACUUGAUCACAUUUGCAUCUUAUCAUCACUACUAUCUGUUUUUCUUUUUUUUUUGGGGAUGAAUCAUCAUUACUAUCUUACAAUGUCAGCAUCUUUAGUUUUACUUCUGGAACAUUAUCUUUUAACAAAAAAAAAAAAAAACAAA
Arabidopsis lyrata subsp. lyrata is the source of this 2559-nucleotide messenger RNA. RefSeq names its product seco-amyrin synthase. Gene Ontology annotation, molecular function: beta-amyrin synthase activity. The record is from RefSeq and is a predicted model, not a curated record. Gene Ontology annotation, biological process: triterpenoid biosynthetic process. Gene Ontology annotation, cellular component: lipid droplet. The transcript is spliced from 15 exons. Lineage: Eukaryota; Viridiplantae; Streptophyta; Magnoliopsida; Brassicales; Brassicaceae. The coding region runs from base 133 to 2412 and encodes 759 amino acids.